This is a messenger RNA of Cadophora gregata, 1200 nucleotides long. RefSeq lists its product as uncharacterized. Bases 1 to 1200 code for a protein of 399 amino acids. The transcript is spliced from 2 exons. Gene Ontology annotation, molecular function: protein binding. The record is from RefSeq and is a predicted model, not a curated record. Lineage: Eukaryota; Fungi; Ascomycota; Leotiomycetes; Helotiales; Ploettnerulaceae.
AUGGCCGAGACGGGAGAGCUCCUGUCGCGAUCAAGAUCACGGUCUAGCGACCACAAUGAACGUCUCGAACCACAGUUGCUACGUGCGGCGGAGAACGACGAUGUGGACAGACUUCGCCAGAUCAUCGAUUCGGCGAAGACCAAGGGCCAGUUGAGCGAAAAUUUCCUUCGAAUCGGCCUUGUGCGAAGUUCCGAGAAGGGGAAGAUUGGUGCUACCCAAUACCUUCUUGCUGCAGGAGCUCAACCUGAUGGAUCAACUGGAAACAGACUGUCUCCGUUAAUGAAAGCGGUCGAGAGGAAUAACAUUGGCAUCGUACAUCUGCUCCUAGAGCAUGGCGCAGACCCGGAAACGAGGGACAAAAAGGGGCGCACAGCGUUGAUGACUGCAGCUUGGAUGAAUUACUGGCAUAUUCUUAAUUCGUUGAUUAUUAGAGGUGGUGAUGUUAAUGCGAAGGACGCUCGAGGACGAAAUGUGCUGCACAAUUUAGCAGCAGACAAACAGUGCAAUUGGGGAGACUCAGUAAUUGAGCUUUUGCUGAAGGAGAAUAUACAUAUCGAUGGGGAAGAGGGGCAAGACAACCUCGGGAGAUCAGUCCUCCACUGGGCUUCCGCGACCGGGAAAACGCACCUUGCUGAGCUUCUCCUGACGAGGUCCAGAAUACCAAGAGCGAACGUACAUGCGGUUGAGAUACGGGGAAAGACAAGUCUACAUCUGGGUGCAGCGCAUGGUUGGAUUGAUAUUGUGGAAUUGCUUCUGAAAAGUGGUGCAGAUGUCACAGCGAGGAGCGAUGGAGGAUGGACACCACUUCAUAAUGCUUGUGAACUUGGAUCUGAGAAGAUUGUACGAAUUUUGAUUGAGGCUGGGUCUGAUAUAAAUGUGAAGCUUCUCAAUGGCAUGACUCCACUGCACCUGGCAUCACAAGGCGGACAUCUAGCCGUUGUUCAAUGUCUUUUGGAACGUAAAGAUAUCAAGAAAACAGUUAGGGAUACAUUCGGAAGCACACCAUUUUUACGAGCUGCUCAAAAUAGGCACAAGGAUAUUGUCGGUCUGCUGGCACCUUUUAAUCACAUGGAAAGCAUAUCCGAGGAUGCUCUGGGGGCCAGUAACGGUUUCAAUGCAACGGUUGUCGAUUUCGGGAAUUUUCACAACGAGAAUCGCGUCAAGAGACCAACAGUGUAUGAGCUGUUGUUACGGUCGUGA